AUCAAAUUGAUUCUAACAUAUUUGAUGAGAAGCGGCCAUUUUAAAGAAGUAUUUUCAAAACAUUGUCUCGGCAUAUUUAUGUUAAGGUUUAAAUAAUGAACCUUACAAAGUGAAUAUAUGGAAUUACUCUUGAUGGAAAUGUAACAAUCAUUGCUAAACCAUGAGUAGCUGGACUGCCUUCAAGUCACAGUUUGACAAACUAAAGUCCCACACUGCUUCAUGUCAAGUGAAAACUGAGAAAAAUGACACAGACAGUAUUACUAUAACAGAUCACACUAGCUGGAUCAACCGAAUAGGAGAUGCUGGCAACAAGCCUGGGGAUUGGUAUGACUAUAUCAAUCUAGUGAAGUCACAAGUCGGAACCAAGGAUGCUGUUGCAAGACACAAUUUGCUGUCCUGUCUGUAUGAUAGGGCCUUUAAGGCCAUAUCGUCUGCAGAUAACAAGAGAAAUGAGACCUAUGCCAAAUUAUUUUUAGAUUAUGCCCAAGUCAAGAGUGAGUACAGCCCCGACGAGGCUGAAGCGUUGCUGACAUAUGCCAGGUCAAUUGUGCGCAGAUUCUCCAUUGUACAUACUGCAGCGGCCGAGUUUGAAGUCAGACAAGGUAAUGUGUCAAAAGCCAAGAAGAUUCUGGAGAAGGCACGGCUUAUAGAAGCUGAACCGAAGGAGUUAGUGAGAGAGGCUCUGCGGAACUUAGAGAACGGGAAGACCAGACUCACGUCCACGGAGAGUGCUGUGCCAGCUGAGAGUAAAAGACACUGCAGUGUGGGGAGCAGUGCUAUCAGUAAGGAAGCUACAGAUGAGGUGAUGCCAGCCAAAGUGACCCCACCUGAAGAGUCAGCGCAAUCGCACACCACAUCAUGCGUUACGGGUGACGACACUCUGAAUGGUAACUUGACAACUGAUGCAGCCAGCCUGUCCCACCUUAAGUCAGUCAUACAGAGUGCCAGCAAGGGACCGCUCCGGCACUGUCUGAGUACGCCAGAGUGUCGCCAGAUGACCAAGACAUCUGAUUCUGUCCCUAACUGGAAGAGGCCACUUGGAACAUCGAAAAUUGGGCUUCCGAUGAGAGUGAAGAAGAUGAGUCUACCAUUCAGCAAGAAGGAAGAUGAUAUUGAUCUGGAGGAAGAGAAAAAUAUUGACAGUAUCAAGCCUCUUCCCUCACAUCCACAGGAGAAUGAGACAUUUGGCUCCCAUGCCCACACUUCAGGUUACCUGUCAAUGUCACAGAGUGAUGUGACAGUUCCCAUGGAAACAGAUGGGAAGGCUGCUCAAUCAUGUGACUUCAAGGAACCAAUGAAAUACAGGACCCCACUGGCAUCCUCCACUCACCAUAACAUCAAAGACAAACCCGGAAGCCAGGUGGCGCCGGCGAGCUUCAUGGACUUGAGUAUAGUAGAGAAGCCGAAGCUCGCCAUGUCUAGUGUUGAAUGUAAGAAACGUCUUGCCCCGCCUGAGUGCGCUGAGUCCGCCAGCGACCGAGAAUGUGAUAAGAAAAGGACUGAGAGAAAAGACAGUGAUUCUAAGUGUGCUGCACAGCAAACAGAUUCGUCUGUGAAGGAGCCCCAAGCGCCAAGUAUUCAGCCACCCUCCCUACCUACCCCCAACAUUCCCACUCAGCCUCCUGUGGGUGUUGCUGCUGUGACGAAGAUGUCCACACCCUGCAUGAAGAACCGACUGGGCGAGAUGGCAUCACUGACUCCAAGCAUGAGCCCUGUGGAUACUGUGACAGUCAACGGUCAGCAGUACUUCAUCUGGAAGCUGGUCGGACGAGGGGGCUCAGCAAAGGUGUACCAGGUGUUUGACACCCAGAAGAACACCAGGGCCUUGAAGUGUGUUGACCUGGAAGAUGCCAAUGAGGUCGUGGUCAAUGGUUUCAAGAAUGAGGUGCGCCUUCUGAAGAAACUUCAGUACUGCAAGAGUGUCAUCAAGAUGUAUGAUUUCGAGCACAAUGAGGAGCUCAACAAACUUUUUGUGUUGAUGGACUUCGGAGAGACCGACAUGGCCACGCUCUUCAAGAGCCGUAUCCAGAGUGGCGAGGGGAUAGAACCCCACAUGAUCCACUUCUACUGGAAGGAGAUGCUGACAGCUGUACAUGCACUCCAUAAAGAAGGUGUGAUCCACUCUGACCUGAAACCAGCCAACUUCAUGAUGGUGGCGGGGAACCUGCGACUGAUUGACUUCGGUAUCGCCAAUGCCGUGCAGCAGGACAAGACCAGCAUCUUCCUCAACACACCCAUGGGGACUCUCAACUAUAUGAGUCCGGAAGCCAUCAUGGAAUCCUUUGAAGGAUCCGACGGUGGGAGUGCCAGUGACAGGGUUAAACCGACAUAUAAGAUUAGUGUUAGAAGCGACAUUUGGUCGCUCGGCUGUAUCCUGUACAACAUGGUGUACGGCAAGACGCCCUUCCAACACAUCCGCAACCAGCUGGGCAAGCUACAAGCCAUCACAAACCCUCAACACAAGAUAGACUUCCAAGACAUAGCUAACAAGAAUCUCCUAGAUGUCCUAAAGAAAUGUUUGACGAGAGACCCCAAGUCGAGACCUAACACUGAUGAGCUUCUGGCCCAUCCUUACUUGAUGGAGGACAAAGAAAAGAGCCCUGCUCCCUUAGCCCUGACCAAGGCGAUGAAGGAUGCCCUGCUGCAGAUCAGCAACGCCUCGCCCCGCAGUGCACAGUCUCUGACACAGGGCCUACUGCAGCAGUUGGAGACCGGAGGGAAGAUUGAUCUUAGUACACUGCCCAGCAAAACUCUCUCACAGGACCAGCCUGUCGUACUGUCUCAAGCACCUAGACCAUGUCUGGCCAGUGACCAGCCAGCGGUCGGUGUCAAGGAGAAGCCUGUCGGCAUCAAGCAGGAGUCCGGGGCUGUCAAAGUACGAGCACCCCUUCAGUGUAUCAACGUUCACCAGAAAUAGAUAAUGGUCUUGUGUAAAUAUGUAAUUACAAAUGUUAGACUCGAAAUGUCAAUAGCUCCCAACAACUGGGGUCUGGCAAUCUAUUGUACAUGUGAUCCAAUGUAUGUAGAAAAUAACUUGUGGAAAAUUUUAAACUUGCUUGUAUGGAAAGUGCUGUCUGUGCAAUUCUCUUCUGCCUGAACAACCUGCCUUGCUCUUGGUAUCCUGUAUUGUCUUGUCCGUCAUAAAAUAAUGCAAAGAU
Messenger RNA from Haliotis rufescens (red abalone), 3158 nucleotides. Its product is annotated as dual specificity protein kinase Ttk-like. Lineage: Eukaryota; Metazoa; Mollusca; Gastropoda; Lepetellida; Haliotidae. Gene Ontology annotation, molecular function: protein serine/threonine/tyrosine kinase activity; protein serine/threonine kinase activity; protein binding. Gene Ontology annotation, cellular component: kinetochore; nucleus; spindle. The coding region runs from base 161 to 2917 and encodes 918 amino acids. Gene Ontology annotation, biological process: protein localization to kinetochore; mitotic spindle assembly checkpoint signaling; peptidyl-serine phosphorylation. The transcript is spliced from 20 exons. The record is from RefSeq and is a predicted model, not a curated record.